This is a messenger RNA of Ectocarpus siliculosus, 3660 nucleotides long. Lineage: Eukaryota; Phaeophyceae; Ectocarpales; Ectocarpaceae. The record is from the annotation of a GenBank genome assembly.
AUGGGGGCGGCGGGCGGCGGGAGGGCCCCGCCGGAGGGGUGGGCGUCGACGCCCACGCCGGCGGCCGCCGGCGCCGACCUCAUAACGACGUUGGGAGAUGGUGUUGGCGGCGGGGGGGGGGCAGCAGCGGGGGGGGGGGGGGGCGGCGGAGGGGGCGGCGGCGGCGGCGGCGACGGCGGCGGCGAUGGAAGUUCGUCUUCAUCCGAUGAUGAUGACGAAAAGGACGACGACGAGCCGGACGAGACCCCCCUUAUCCUUUACAACGAAUCCCCCUCCUCCGAGUCCGAGUGCAGCAGCAGCAGCAGCAGCAGCGACGACGACGGGGAAGAGGACAGCGACGGCGGCCCGCCGGCCCUGGAGUCCUCGUCCAACACCGACAGCGACAAGGGGGCGGGUGCUUCAUGUGGCGGCACUCUGUACUCGGAGUACGUGCUGGCGCGGGAGGGGCACCCGGGCCCUACGGCGUCGAUGGCUUUCUGGCGGGACAAGAAGCACUCCACCAGCGCUGUCUUCACCGACUUCUUCGUGCAAAAGGUGGUGAGGGGGAGGCCGAUCCCUCACGUGGGCACGGCGCUGUUCCUGAAGGACUUCCCGAGCGGGUUUCCGGAGUUCGUGAGCUGCGUUGGCCAGAUGAAGCCGGCCAAGUUCAAGGAAACCUCGGGCCUUGAUGUCCCGCACGGAUUCUACGAGUACGCCCGGGACGCGGCUAGCCGCAACGCUAAGUUGAUGAUGGCAAAGAGAAGCCAGCGGAAGUCCAAGCCCCGGAGCGGCCCCACAGACAGCGGCAAGAGGGUCACCAGCGGCGGCGGAGAAGGCGGAGAAGGCCCAGUGGACAGUGCCAGCGGCGCCGGCGGCGCGACCAUCGCAAGGGCGAUGCGGUGCGACUUCGAGUCGAUCGCGAACCUUCGGCGGGAGGCAAGCUCGACCAUCGCGGCCCUCGAGUCGAAGAUGCGCGUGACUCUGGAGGCCCUGGAGCAAGCCCUCGACCGCGAGAAGGCGCGAAACGCGAAGUGUCUCGCGGCGGCUCAGAAGGAAGCCACCGACGCAAAGGCCGCCGCCAAGGCGAAGGUCGUGGAGGCUGUUGCGGCCGCCGAGGUUGAAGCGCUCAGCCGCGGGCAGGAUGGAUCGGGAGGGAGCUUUUCCAUCCCGGAGGCGCUGGAGCGCGCGGAAGCCCUGAAGAAACGUGCGAACACUGUUCUCGCGGACACGAGAUACCCCGAGGCGGUGGAGCAGUACACGCUAGGGAUCAAGGUGCUGGAGGUGCACGUCAAGCCGGCGCCUUGGGCAGACCAGGGCAGCAGCGGGUCGCAGAGCGACAGCGACGAAUCGGAAGAGGAGGAGGAGGAGGAAGGAGAGACGGGCGAGGACAAGGACAAGGUUGCCGCGAGGGAGAUGCUGCUAAUCCUCCUCUGCAACCGGUCGGUCGCGCACCUCAAGUGGGGAAAUCUCGGCAGCGCCAAGGCGGACGCUCAGCGGGCGCUGGACUUAGACCCGCACCACAUCAAGGCCUACUUCCGCAGGGCGGCCGCACACAAGCAGGCGGAGCGUUUCCGCGAGGCCCUGGCCGACCUGAGGUACAUCCUGAGGCUCGAGCCUCCCCCGCGGAAGGGGGUGGCGGUGAGCAAGGACAUCCUCGACGUGCAGAGGAUGGCCAAAGAAUGCGAGCAGAAGGUGCGAGCAAAGGGGUUCGGGAAGGCCCUUCAGGAGACGGGCAAGGAGGCCAAGGGUGCCAAAUCGGCGUCCGAGCUGAAGGAGGCGAGAGAGAAGUGGGACGCUUUGCGCAGCAAGGACGACCGGAAACGGGUGAAGCAGCAGGCCAGCGGCGCGAGAAACUUGCCGCGCGGCGGCUCGGGGCAGGCGGCCGCCGCUAUGCCCCUGCCACCCCCGAGGGGCCAGCGCGCCGGGGGCGGGGACGCGGCGGGGACGUCAUCGUCGUCGGCGGCGGCGGCCUACUGGGACAUGGUCGGCGAGACCUUCCUGCCCCCGAAGUCGGCGGUGCCUACCCUGAAGGAGCGGGCGGCGUGGGUGGCGGCGGGUAGCAUCGACCGCGCCCCCGAGGCGUUCGUGCAGUGGUGCGAGGGCCUCCUGUCGGAGUACCUCGUGUGCAUCUUCGAGCGGCUCAACUGGGUCUCGCUCCAGACGAUGAUGGCUUCCGGCCGCUACGACGAGGUGGGCGUCAUAAGCUCCAACAACCAAACAGACAACUGGCAGGCGCAGGACAAGUACUUCCGCCAGCUGUACGCGGCCACCCCCCACGAUGACUUCCUGGAUGCUUCGGCCGCCGCGGCGGCCGCCGGGGGAGGAGGGGGGGGCGCCGUGGCGGGGGCGGGGAAGAGCAUAAAGGGCAGGUGGAAGGGGCCGGUCAAGCUGCUGUCCCCGCUGGUGCUGCACCCCCACCUCGGCCUCAUGGACGUGCUGGAGAACCACACGUGCUUCACCUACCAGGCACGGGAUGCCGAAGAGGAAGCGACGCCGAGGCUGUUCGAUUUCGAUGGCAGCCGGUCCAGCGGCCGCGCGGUGGUCGGCAGGGAUGAGUUCUUCCAGCAGUUCAACGUGUUCACGGAGGGACAGCUGACCUUCAUGGACUGGAACAAUGUGGUUGCUGCCGGGGGCAGCGUGUUGGCGGCGACGCACCCCCCGCCGCCGGGGCCCCUGCGGGACUUCUACCACACCCUGGCUUACCGGUCGAGCGACGUAGACCUGUUUCUCUACGGGCUGGACGAGAAGGCGGCAACGGAGAAGGUCCGCAAGAUCUUCAACGCCGUCAAGCUCGCCAACCCCAAGAUCUACGCGGUGCGAUCCCUUCGGACGGUCACCCUUGUGAGCGAGUUCCCGUUCCGGAAGAUCCAGAUCGUGCUGAGGCUGUACAAGACCCUGGCGGAGGUUCUUCACGGUUUCGACGUGGACGCCUGCAGCGUCGGCUUCGACGGCCACACGGUGUGGGCCACGAACCGCGCCGCGCGGGCUAUCUGCAAGCGCUACAACCUGGCGGAUGUCUCUCGCCGCAGCCCUUCAUACGAGAGCCGGCUGUUCAAGUACGGAAAGAGAGGGCACUCGGUGUUGGUGAGGGGCCUGCAGGUGGACAAGAUCAAGCCUUCGCUCCGCAAGGCCACCGUCACCUCCGGCUCCGUGAGCUACGAGCGGGGGCUCGCCAAGCUCAUCGCGUUGGACUCGUGCUACCAGCGCUUCCACCUCAACAGUUGGGGAAACUUCUACCAGCGGUGGAACGAGGGUCUGCUGGCGGACUACAACGGCAUCACCGAGUCGCAGCGCAUACACAACCAGGAGAGCGCUCAGGAGUCAGACUACACCACCAUGUUCAUCCCGUACGGACCCAAGUGGACCCGGGACCGCACUCGUCGGCACGUGAUGAACUACGCGUCCGCGGCCAACAGCUACUACUACCGCCUGAGUAUGUCGUACUCCCCAGAGGAAGAUGCCUCCUUGAUGCACAUGAAGCACGUGGCGGGCGAAGAAAUUUGGCUCAAGGCCAACCCGGGGAAGCAGGGGCUCCUCACCGGCAGCUUCCAUCCCAUGUCCGUCUCCGCAAAGGACUGGGAGAGGGGAGUGUACAAGUAGGCACAAGUAGGCGAGCAGCAACCCAGCCGUGUGGUGCGAGCGCUUACUCCGUGGUGAACGUCCCAUGGGGGUGGUUGGCUU